AUGCCCAAGGUCUCUGACUACCCUCACGUCGGCAAGGCGAUCGUCGACGCCAUCCAGCGCGGCGCCCCCGAUGUCGACCUCAACGAGCUCCCCAACCUCCAGGACAUGAGCCCCGACAAGCUCACCGAGAACGUUGUCGCGAUCAACUCGCUCGAUAAGAACGAGCGCCGCAAGUACCUCCUCGAGCGUCUCGUGCAGUACAUGCACACCUACGUCAAGGAGACAAACCUCACGACGGAGGAGUGGAUGAACGCGAUCCAGUUCCUCACCAAGACGGGACAGACCUGCACCGACCUUCGUCAGGAGUUCAUCCUGCUGUCUGACGCUUUCGGUGUUUCGGCGCUCGUUGACACGAUCAACCACCCCAAGCCCAAGGGUGCUACCGAGUCGACCGUGCUCGGCCCGUUUUUCGUUGAGGAUGCCCGUACCGUUGAGAACGGCGACGCCAUUGCGUCCGAGGACAAGGGCGAGCCGAUGCUCGUCAAGGGCCGCAUCACGGACACUUCUGGCAAGGGCAUCGCGCACUGCCUGAUCGAGACGUGGGAGACGGACGAGGACGGCUUCUACGACACGCAGUACGCCGAGUACGAGCAGGACUGCCGCGGCCGCCUGUACACAGACGACGACGGCUACUACGCCUUCCGCUGCGUCAAGCCCGUGGCGUACCCGAUCCCGAAUGACGGACCUGUCGGUCAGCUCCUCCGCUCGAUGGGACGACACGUCUUCCGUCCCUCGCACCUGCACAUGAUGUUCCAGGCCAAGGGCUUUGUCGAGCUCAUCACCUCGCUCUACUUCAAGGGCGACAUCUUUAUCACGUCCGACGCCGUGUUUGGCGUCAAGUCGUCGCUGAUCACCGACCCGCAGCAGGUCAAGGACAAGGCGCAGGCGCAAAAGUACGGCUUCAAGAGCGACGAGUUCUGGCUCCUCGAGCGCGACUUUGUCCUCGUCACGCCUGAGGAGAACAAGAAGCAGAAGCAGAUCAACGACGACGAGCUCAAGAAGAACCUCGAGAAGAACCACAUCAAGAUCUGA
Trichosporon asahii var. asahii CBS 2479 is the source of this 1032-nucleotide messenger RNA. Its product is annotated as intradiol ring-cleavage dioxygenase. The record is from RefSeq and is a predicted model, not a curated record. Lineage: Eukaryota; Fungi; Basidiomycota; Tremellomycetes; Trichosporonales; Trichosporonaceae. The transcript has 3 exons. Gene Ontology annotation, molecular function: ferric iron binding; catechol 1,2-dioxygenase activity. Gene Ontology annotation, biological process: catechol-containing compound metabolic process. Bases 1 to 1032 code for a protein of 343 amino acids.